AUGGGAGGUGGUAAUAGGCAGAACAAGUCUUCACCAGGUUUCUUCUCUAUUUUCGCAUGCUUCACAUCUAAGAAUAAGCAUGGAGCAGGUUACUAUGAUUACGAUACUGGGCGCCGAACAUGGCCUAGCGAUGAAGACAAAGGUAACUGGGGUGUUGCUGAGCCAAAUAUUAAUAGGAAAGCCGAAGAUUUCAUCCGCAAAUACAAGAAUCGCGUUUCAGAAUCCGAACGCUAUGAAGUUGAUCCUGCUGCCUAG
Messenger RNA from Lathyrus sativus (Indian pea), 255 nucleotides. The record is from the annotation of a GenBank genome assembly. NCBI's taxonomy places the organism in Eukaryota, Viridiplantae, Streptophyta, Magnoliopsida, Fabales, Fabaceae.